Myxocyprinus asiaticus (Chinese sucker) is the source of this 3844-nucleotide messenger RNA. Its product is annotated as leucine-rich repeat-containing protein 3B. Gene Ontology annotation, molecular function: protein binding. The coding region runs from base 289 to 1074 and encodes 261 amino acids. The transcript is spliced from 2 exons. The record is from RefSeq and is a predicted model, not a curated record. NCBI's taxonomy places the organism in Eukaryota, Metazoa, Chordata, Actinopteri, Cypriniformes, Catostomidae.
CUGGCCACGAACAUCAGCCAACAAUCUCCAACUAUGUGAGAAUGCAUGUGAAAAGAGGCGCGCGAGCAUCACGUCAUAUGUUUGCAUGAUUCUCUGAAGAUGUCAGCUUCACGGAUGCGGCGACUGAUGAGUGUUUCUGUCGCAGACUCAAACAGACGAUGAUAGUUGACACUUGCUUCUCUCCAGAGAUCUACGGCUCUUGGUGACAGCUCUUCCCACUAUGGGGCACUCAUGAACGACCCAGGCGUCUGCUCGCUGCGGGCGGGAGUAUGUUGACUGCCUGUCAGCAUGACGCCGUUGGACUUGUGGCUGUCUCGCUCCAUCCCCAUGUGUCUGCUCCUACAGAGCCUGGUGCUCAUGGUCCUGUGCUUUCCGUCUGCCAGCACCUGCCCCAAGGGCUGCACUUGCCAGCGUUCCGAAAGCCCCCCUCACGGGCUCAACGUCACCUGUAGCCUGUCACGUUUGAAGGAGAUCCCACCUGAUGUCCCACCAGACACUCAACUGUUACAACUAGACAGAAAUCAUAUAUCGCUGGUGCCUGAUCGCAUCUUCCACGGCUUGAGGAUGCUCCGGAGGCUUAAUCUAUCCCAUAAUGCAGUGGAGACACUCGGGGAGGGGGCAUUUAUCGGUUUGGAGGGAUCUCUUGAAGUGUUGGACCUGUCCCACAACCGCAUUACUAGCGUGCACAAGGAUGCAUUUGCACGCUUAAAGGCGCGUGUGAUUGUGGACAAUAACCCUUGGCACUGUGACUGCGCCCUUCAGCAGGCACUUGGUGGCAUGGCGCACAAUCACGAGGCUGCCACACGUGUAUUGUGCCGUAGUUCGGAGCUUAGGGACCAGGAGGGCCAGCCGUUUCUUGCAGUGGAUGCGGACUUGUGCAACCUUGCGAAGCGGACCACCGACUACGCAAUGUUGGUGACCAUGUUCGGCUGGUUUGCUAUGGUUAUUUCAUACGUUGUUUACUAUGUACGGCAGAACCAGGAGGAUGCAAGACGGCACCUUGAGUACCUGAAAUCACUUCCGAGCAAACCCAAGAAACCGGAUGAACCAGAGGACAUCAGCACGGUUGUGUGAUGUUGCAAAGUAAGGGGACUGUCAAACUGAUUGUCGUUUAGGGCGACCAACCAAGUUACAAUUCCAGAGACUAAUUCUAGGAUGUUGAUAAAUUGACACAAAUCGUAAAUGUCGUCUAACGCACUACACCUGUCUUCUCUUUUUCCAAUGUGCUUUCCAGUUUCUGAGUAUGUAUUUAGAACACUUUGUGAUACACUUCCAACCCUGUGUCCUUUUGAGUAAGUCUAGUUGGCAUAAAAACAAUCGCAAAGUUGUCCUUUAAAAGUGGUUAAUACCCACCGUUCGUGUGAGAACCUUUCUUCAGGCAUAUUGACAUGUAAUUUUCUAUUUAACUGUUCAGUUGAAACUGUUAACUAUCAAGCAAGACACAUCAUAAAGAGCGCCAAUUGCGCUAAUGACCAGUACAGGUAUUUUGAGAAAUUACAUCUCAGGUGCAAAUGUUGAUAGACUCCAAUAAUUUGUAAAAACCCUACAAAUGUUUUGAUGCCAUAAAGUUUUGUAAGACAAAUAUUAAUCACGGCAUGUCAAAAAUGCACAUUAGCUUUGCGCACCAAUCAUCUUACGACCUUUAAAACAACGUAAUAGACCCUUUAUUAGCGAAAUAAUCUAAAACAAAUUGCUACAGGUUUGAUGCGGGACAUUUUUUCCAACAUUCAAAAACUACUAUUGUGAUCCUGUGCAUUUUUAUAUGAUUUCCGAAAUCUUCAUUAAAUUGUGAUCAUUGAAUCGUAGAGCACAACAGUGCUGAUGUGGUGCGUGUCACGUGAUUCUCGGAACAGUAGUUGAGGAAUGUAGUCAAUACCUCCACCCGAGUCUUUUGUCGGUGACGUUACUUGUGAGGCUCUUUGUCUAUGUUGUACCUCACUAUGCAUAAAAAGGCUUGCUAGCCCUGUGCUAGUCAUUUAUCAUGUAAUCUACGAGAUGGUUUCAGUGACUGAUGUGUAUUCAUGACCAAAAUUAACAUUAAGCAUUAAGUUCCACCCCUGGAACCAAACAGGCUCAACUUUUGACAUCUGCAAUGCCUCUCGAAUUAAGAGGUAAAUUAUGUAAUCAAACCAGUUGAGGGCUGUCGACUUCCCCCAGUGCUGUGAGCAGUUGCAGCAGUGCUGCCAGCACUCACUGAUUUUAUUGUAUGUGUACAGUAAUGUGCCAGGCUAGCUGUGAGCAGAAAAUUACAGCUGUCACUCUGUUCCUGCCCACAAUCUUAAAGCUGGCAGCCGAGUCCAGCAAAGCAAAGCCCCAGGAGGACCAGAGGAGAGACGGCAGGAGAAGAGAGAGGAAAUGAAAAACAGGACAUUGGUUUAGCUCAAUCUGCAUGGAAAGGAAAUCAGGGUCCUUACAAAAAGUAGUGUGGUGGUACCAUGGUAUAGAAAUGGUUUCAGAUAGCAAUACCAUGGCACUGAAUGGUUUUUAUAUACCUUGGUAUUGACUUGGUUAUUCAAGGUGCUUCAAAGAAUGCCAUAGUAUUAACAUGGUACAUGCAAAAAAACAUGGUAUUAUAAUGGUAAACUUGGAUAUAACCAUAUAUUCAGUUGUAAACUGUUGUACCAUUACGAUGGUACAUGUUUAAAAUACCAUGUUAAUUCCAUGGUACCAUGCCCCCCCCCCAAAUUUUCUUUUUUUAGUUAGUGUCACUUCAUCAUUUGUGUUUAAUCAAAUGCAUUUUUACAGAGCCUUUUUAACGAUAAUUAAUUUCUAAGGUUGGUGUAGUAGUAAUUAUGACUUAAUUAUGACAGAUAUAACAUUGGUUCAUCAGAAACAUUAGGAAAACCUUAGGGGAACAUUUAAAAGAUGCUUCAGAGUCGACACAGCUUGUCAUUUGCAUAGGAAGGUACCUGAAAUCCCUUUAAAGAAUUGUGUUUGAAUGUACUUAUAUAGUCUGUUGCCUUGUCUAACUGCGCUUGUUCUACACGUUUUAUUGUGCUGCAGACGAAAGAGCUGUUUACAAUUCUGAAUCCACAGAAAGACACGCUGUAGCCAAGGACACGGGGAGAGAUUUUUAAGUGCCUGAAAUACUCGUCUAUCAGUCUCUCAUUCUUCCAGAUACCAGUAAAUUUGCUUUGAAACAUUUCAUUUAGUCUUGCCUAACUCACGUCUACCGGCCCUGAAACAGGACACGACUUUAUUGCACAAAGAUAAAGGACAAACUGUUGAAGAUAGUAUUGGAAAAAUUUUUGUUUUGUGUUUAAAGUGACACUGAUAUGUGAGGUUGCUAUUACUGUAGUCCUAACGGCCUUUCACAUGAGUCACAUCAAGGCUUAAACGUACCUUUCGAUACAAGCGUCAAUCACCGCUUUGACCUCCACAUUAAAACUGUUGUAGAAGGCUUCACGGAAGGGCAGUUUUCAGUAACAAAGGAUGGAAUGUACGCAAUAGUGAAAAUAGUCAAAGCAAAUGAUUAUCAUGUUAUCAUGUAGGUUACUUGGCUGGAAACUUGUCGCCUGGUUUGGACACAGUAUAACAUUUCUGAUAGAUGCUUUGCUCCAUAAAGUUCAGAGCACUGUAAUGUUGAUGCGAAUCAUGUUAAUGGGUCUUUCUGGAAAGUAAAGUGUAGGGCAAAGUUGCGGCAUGUGUUUCUCAUGUUAUUUAUGUUUGUAUGUUUUUUAGGUAAUUCCUUUAUUUUUGUGUGCAAUUUUUUGGCUUGGAAAACAUGAAACUUUCAAAAAAUUUACUUAUUGUGAAGAUGUAAAACUGGGUGGCAACUAAUGGUACAUCACAUUGUAAAAGCAUGAUGUAGAGAAAAUGAAAUAAAAGAUUCAUGCACACUGUU